UGGAGAAAUCCUGCCUACGUUGAACCCUGCACUGCCAGGCGGCAGAAUUGUGAGCUAGAGGGAAACAGAAAUCUAGGAAUAUGAGCUCCAUCAUGGCCAUGGGUGAACCAAGGCUGAACUGGGAUAUUUCCCCAAAAAAUGGCCUUAAGAUGUUUUUCUCUCGAGAAAAUUAUAAAGAUCAUUCCAUGGCUCCAAGUUUAAAAGAACUAUGUAUUUUAGCUAACAGACGUAUAGGAGAAAAUUUGAAUGCCUCAGCAAGUUCUGUAGAAAAUGAGCUGGCAGUUAGUUCAGCAACUCAAGCAAAGGAAAAAGUUAAAACCACAGUUGGAAUGGUUCUUCUUCCAAAACCAAGAGUUCCUUAUCCUCGUUUCUCUCGUUUCUCACAGAGAGAGCAGAGGAGUUAUGUGGAUUUGUUGGUUAAAUAUGCAAAAGUUCCUGCAAAUUCCAAAGCUAUUGGAAUAAAUAAAAAUGACUACUUGCAGUACUUGGAUAUGAAAAAACAUGUGAACGAAGAAGUUACUGAAUUCCUGAAGUUUUUGCAGAAUUCUGCAAAGAAAUGUGCACAGGAUUAUAAUAUGCUUUCUGAUGAUGCUCGUCUCUUCACAGAGAAAAUUUUAAGAGCUUGCAUUGAACAAGUGAAAAAGUAUCCAGAAUUCUAUACUCUCCAUGAAGUCACCAGCUUAAUGGGAUUCUUCCCAUUCAGAAUAGAGAUGGGAUUAAAGUUAGAAAAAACUCUUCUGGCAUUGGGUAGUGUAAAAUAUGUGAAAACAGUAUUUCCAUCAAUGCCUGCAAAGUUACAGCUCUCAAAAGAUAACAUAUCAACCAUUGAAACACCAGAACAAACAGCUGCAGCUAUGCAUUAUGACAUUAGUAAAGAUCCAAAUGCAGAGAAGCUUGUUUCAAGAUAUCACCCUCAGAUAGCUCUAACUAGUCAAUCAUUAUUUACCUUAUUAAAUAAUCAUGGACCAAGCUACAAGGAACAGUGGGAAAUUCCAGUGUGUAUUCAACUAAUACCUGUUGCAGGUUCAAAACCAGUUAAAGUAAUUUAUAUUAAUUCACCACUUCCCCAAAAGAAAAUGACCAUGAGAGAGAGAAAUCAAAUCUUCCAGGAAGUUCCAUUAAAAUUCAUGAUGUCUAAAAACACAUCUGUUCCAGUCUCUGCUGUAUUUAUGGACAAACCAGAAGAUUAUAUAUCUGAAAUGGAUAUGUCUUAUGAAGUUAACGAGUGCCGAAAAAUUGAGACCCUUGAAAAUUUGGAUCUGGAUUUUGAUGAUGAUGUCACAGAACUUGAAACUUUUGGAGUAACCACCACCAAACCAUCGAAGUCACCAAGUCCAGCAAGCACUUCCACAGUACCCAACACGAUAGCUGCUCCCACAGCCCCCAGCACGGCCACCACAUGUGUGGCAUCAACUGCACCAGACAUUUCUGCUCAUUCUAGAAGUUUAUCUCAGAUUCUGAUGGAACAGUUGCAAAAGGAGAAACAGCUGGUGACUGGUAUGGAUGGUGGCCCUGAAGAGUGCAAAAAUAAUGAUCAGGGAUUUGUACCAUGUGGUGAAAAAGUAUCAAAUUCUGACAAGUCUUUGAUGCAAGAUAGUGACUUGAAAAUGUCUGAUGACUUACAGUUAGAAAGUUCUAUGGAAAUCGAAACCUCUAAUAAAAAUGAUAUGGCUACUGAUGUGGUGUAUGCCGAUGAAAGACUAAACGUUCUAGAGAAUACAGACAAUUCAAAGGAAAAGACUGUUACAUCAGAAGCAGCUAGAACUGAAGACGUAAUUCUUUGCAAUAGUGAUACAGAUGAAGACUGUUUAAUCAUUGAUACAGAGUGUCAAAAUAAUAGUAAUGGAAAAACAGCCAAUGUGGGUUCUAAUUUAGGUUCUAAACCCACUAGCCCAAAUUCUUCCUCAGGACAGGCUUCUGUAGGAAACCAGACUAAUACUACUUAUAGUUCUGAAGAGUCAUGUGUUUUAAAAAAACCUAUCAAACGAGUAUAUAAAAAAUUUGAUCCAGUGGGAGAAAUUUUAAAAAUGCAGGAUGAACUCUUAAAGCCAAUUUCCAGAAAAAUACCUGAGUUGCCCUUAAUGAAUUUAGAAAAUUCUAAACAACCUGCUGUUUCCGAGCAACCCUCUGCUGCUUCAGAUGCCUGUAGUUGGCCAAAAUCUGUAUGGCCCUCUGCAUUUCAGAAGCCAAAAGGACGCUUGCCAUAUGAACUUCAGGACUAUGUUGAAGAUACAUCAGAAUAUGUAGCUCCUCAGGAAGGAAAUUUUGUUUACAAGUUAUUUAGCCUGCAAGACCUGUUGCUACUUGUGCGAUGCAGUGUCCAGAGGAUAGAGACCAGACCGCGUUCUAAAAAACGGAAGAAAAUCAGAAGACAAUUUCCAGUUUAUGUACUACCAAAAGUGGAGUAUCAAGCUUGUUAUGGAGUUGAAGCUCUGACUGAAAGUGAACUUUGUCGCUUGUGGACUGAAAGUUUAUUGCAUUCCAACUGCUCAUUUUAUGUUGGACAUAUUGAUGCAUUUACUUCAAAGCUUUUCCUGCUAGAAGAAAUUACCUCAGAAGAAUUAAAAGAAAAACUUUCAGCACUCAAGAUUUCAAGUUUAUUUAACAUCCUCCAACACAUUCUAAGGAAAUUAAGUGGCUUGCAGGAGGGUUCCUACUUGUUGUCUCAUGCAGCAGAAGAUUCUUCACUCCUGAUCUACAAGACAUCUGAUGGAAAAGUUACUAGGACAGCAUACAAUUUGCAUAAAACACAUUGCGGCCUUCCUGGUGUACCUUCCAGUCUCUCAGUUCCCUGGGUCCCAUUAGAUCCCAGUCUCUUACUACCAUAUCAUAUCCAUCAUGGAAGAAUACCUUGUACUUUUCCGCCUAAAUCACUAGAUCCCACAACACAACAAAAGGUUGGUGGAACAAGAAUGCCUACCCGCAGCCGCAGGAAUCCGAUUUCCAUGGAAACCAAAAGCCUGCCUGCUCAGCAAGUUGAAAAUGAAGGAGUGGUUCCAAAUAAAAGAAAAAUAACUUAAGGACUCCACCAUGGAAAAUGAAGAAAAACCAGUUAUAACAAUGUUCAAUUUAGAAAAGUUUGAGGGGAGAUAUGCCUAAAAGAUCAGUAGACGAGAUGAACAUUUUUCUUUUAGUGUCCUUGAAAGUUCUUAGAGUGCCUUGAAAAAACAUGUUGGCUAUGUGAAGGAAUGUUUCAACUAAAAUAGAAUAUUAUACUCUUAAUACUUGAUGUUUGAGGAAAAUCUAGAUAUGUUUUAACCUUAGCAUGACAGGGAGCUAUAUAGAGAAGAAAAAUAUUUUUGUAGUGGGCCUUUUCUAAAAAUUGUAAAUAAGAAAAUAAUUUACUUUUUUCAAGAGCAAUAUUUAUCAUUGUACGUUAUGUUAAUAAUUUGAGUUAUAUCACCAAUCUGUUGAGAUUGGCUCAAAAGGUUAAAUCUUGCCGCUGUCAGAGAUAAUUUUGAGCAACACAAACCUUGUUUCUGAUCUAUUGUGACAGUUUUUAUAUACUAUUUUAAGAUGAUUGUUGCAGGUUAAUAAAGUUAAUACCUUUAAGAACUUGGUGAAAUUCCAUUGCAGGAGCCAAAAAUUAAAAUUAAAAAUAAAAAAUUCCUUGCCUCUGAAAA
Molecule: messenger RNA, 3623 nt
Organism: Ceratotherium simum simum (southern white rhinoceros)
Lineage: Eukaryota; Metazoa; Chordata; Mammalia; Perissodactyla; Rhinocerotidae
Source: RefSeq, a predicted model, not a curated record